CCCCAAGUUUCUAUAUAUUCUCCUCCGAGGCCAUUUCUUCUUCCCAUAGAUAUAGAGAGUGAAGCAGGGACGAAAGGAGUGAAGACUGAUAAAUCGUAGUCUAUUUUUUCUGUCUCUGCAAUUUCUGCAAUAUUGAUAUUUGAUUUUUCAGUGCCCUGAUUUCCGGACAAUUUCUUUUAAGAAAUUUUCAGUGAUAUCUUUUCUUGGGCAUAUUUUUGGUGAUCAGAGACUGGAUCCUGAGUAGAAAAUUAUAUUAUAUGGAGGGCCGUGCAGAAGGAGGUUUGAAAUGUCAGAGGGCUAUGGAUGGGAGGGAGACUGACAUCAAUUGUUUGAACAAGGCCAUGGUUAUCCCUUCUUGUUGUUUGAAAGCUAAGGUGUCUGACCCUGAGCUUGAAGCCAGAUGCCAUUCCACGGUUGUUUCCGGAUGGUUCUCUGAACUUCAGUCAUCCUCUGAAAAAGAUCAGAAAGAAUUGUAUUUCAACAACCCAAUGUGGCCAGGAGAAGCACACUCCCUGAAAGUAGAAAAAAUUCUGUUUAAGGAAAAGUCAGAGUACCAGGAUGUUAUGGUUUUUCAGUCCUCUGUAUAUGGAAAUGUGCUUGUGCUAGAUGGCAUUGUUCAGUUGACUGAGAUGGAUGAAUGCGCCUAUCAGGAGAUGAUAACCCAUCUCCCCCUUUGUUCCAUUGAAUCCCCCAAAAAUGUUCUGGUUGUAGGUGGAGGUGAUGGUGGAGUUCUUCGGGAAAUUGCUCGCCACAGUUCUGUAGAGCUCAUUGAUAUUUGCGAGAUAGAUAAAAUGGUUAUAGAUGUUAGCAAGAUGUUUUUUCCAGAUUUAGCUAUUGGCUUUGAGGACCCUCGUGUGCGACUACAUAUUGGUGAUGCUGUCGAAUUUCUAAGGCAUGCACCUGAAGGGAAGUAUGAUGCAAUUAUUGUUGAUUCAUCCGAUCCUGUAGGUCCGGCUCAGGAGCUUGUGGAGAAACCAUUUUUUGAGACCCUUGCUAGAGCAAUAAGGCCUGGUGGUGUUCUAUGUAAUAUGGCAGAGAGUAUGUGGCUUCACACUCAUCUGAUUCAAGAUAUGGUUUCGAUUUGCCGUGAAACAUUCAAGGGUUCUGUACAUUAUGCAUGGACAAGUGUUCCUACAUAUCCAAGUGGCGUUAUAGGAUUUCUAUUAUGCUCCACAGAGGGACCACCGGUUGAUUUUAAGCACCCUGUCAAUCCGAUUGAGAAGAUUGAGGGCGCACUUCAGCAUAGAAGGGAACUCAGGUUUUACAACACUGAGAUUCACAAAGCUGCCUUUUGCUUGCCAUCUUUCGUCAAGGAGGAGGUGAAAGCUCUUCGUGAGUUCUCAGGUUCUCAAGGAGUCCAUCUAUGAUGCUUGUUUUCCGGCAUUCCAUAUUCAUUUUUGUAUUCGAGAAUAUAUACAUAUUGUGGUGUAUUGGCAGACAUAGUGCCAAAUGAGUGCGGCGAAUACAAGGAUGUAAUUGACUUUCUCAUAAAACUCGUGAUUGAUGACUUAAUAAUUAUCGCGAUUAGGUGCUUUUACUAUAAAAUUGUUACUAAUUUUCGAGUUCUAGCUUUUAGUUUCAUCUUGAUGUGGUUUACUUUUAAGCUCACAUUGGUAUUGUUUUAAUGCAAAAAAUGCUGCUUUAUUGUG
Molecule: messenger RNA, 1649 nt
Organism: Olea europaea var. sylvestris
Lineage: Eukaryota; Viridiplantae; Streptophyta; Magnoliopsida; Lamiales; Oleaceae
Product: spermine synthase
Exons: 11
Coding region: 258-1367 (369 amino acids)
Biological process (GO): spermidine biosynthetic process
Cellular component (GO): cytosol
Molecular function (GO): spermidine synthase activity
Source: RefSeq, a predicted model, not a curated record